UAUUUUUCUUAUCUAUGGAUAUUUUUUGAGGUUAUUAAUUUAAAUCGCGUUCUCUCUGCAAGGGUGAAUUCUUAUUAAAUUAUAAAUAACAAGUUUAUUCAUACUUUUGAAUACUGUAUAAUGACCUACAGAAGAUAUGCCGUUAGAACACCUACUAAGAGGGAAACGAGUAGUAUAAGUAAAAGAGCAGAGUUUUCCCCUGCUUUAAGCAAGAUAUUCCAAGAAAGCGAAAGACAGAGAAAAAUACAGAAGUGUAUUACAUGGGGAACAAUAAACACAUGCAUUCUUCUUCUAAUUUUAUUUGAUUUAGCAUUUACUUGCACAUUACAUGCUUCCUACAUACAAACCAUAGAAUAUUUCUUGAGUGGUAUUUUAAGUCUCAACAUUCUAUAUUAUAUCAUUUGUUGCCCAGGAGUAGUCUUUAAAUACGAAACCUUGGAUGUUCCCCCAGUGGAAUCACCAAAGAAACAAUCACCUGAGCAACUAAUUCCACCAAGUAAUACUGUAACAUCUUUCCAUGCAUCAAAAGAUAGUUCUCCAAAUUUUUCCAUUUUAAGAAGAACACCAACGUCAUCUUUCUCUAGCACACCCAUUAAUUUAUCAGCUGCAAGUUGGAGAUCAACACCAGAAUAUAUUUUAGGUUCAAUGUAUUCCCCUUUUCGACAAAAUAAAUCACAAGAAGAGAGGCUAUCAGCAGAUAAUCUUCUUCUUCCUAAUACCUCAGACAUUGAAAAUAUAAGUGAUUCUCAGUCACUUAAUCAAUAUUUAAGCACUUAUGAAGAAUAUGAUAAAUUAAGUAAUAUUAGCAAACCUGCCGAGCCCACAAAUAGUUUACUUAAUUCAUUUUGGAAUUAUCCUGGUAUGAAAUCUGGGAAUGAUGUUUCACCUUUGUUUAAGAGGACUCAAUAUCAACUCUCUUUUAUGCCAGUUUCUUCAAGUAGUCCUGGUGCUAAUUCUGAUGACAGAGGAUCACCUAAAGUAUCAUUGCAAAGCUUAGAGGUUUGGAAGCAAAUAAAUGUCGAUCCACAUAUGUUAACUAGAUGGACAGGUAAUCUUAGAUCGUGGAUUUCAAAAACAAUUCUCGAACGUAUCAUGAGAGAAAUAAAUUUGACGAAUGAAAAACUAGAACAAAACGGACUGGGAGAUGUUUGCAUUGGUCGUGCAAGUUUGGAAACUUUACGAAAAAAUUCACAAACUCCUGCUGUGUUACAAUUCGCCCCAACACUUCCUACCCUUGUGCCAUUUCUAGAAGUAACGUCAAAUCAAGAGUACCUUAUAAAACGCAUACGAGAUCUAACUAAAGGGGGCAGUAUGAGCGAAUUCAAAUGGAACGGAGGAUGCAGCUUUAAAGGAAAACAAUGGGACGAUUCGUUACCUACAGAUGCUCAGAUAAUUAUGCAUCUUUUUGUGUCUUAUAUGGACGCUCAAUUAAUUCCUUUGCCCAACAAGCCUGACGCAAAACCUUUCAGUAGCAGUCAUUUUAUUAAAUCAACCGAAAGAACUGUUGAACUUACUUCAAAUACCAUAGCACUUCGGGAAUUUAUGACUAAACCCCCACAUUACCAGGUGAUUAUUGGGGAUAAAGUGUACGAAGUUUCCAAGGGAUACAACAAUUUGUUUCAUUCCAUUUUGUUAUUUUUGUACUAUGUGAAUGCAAAAGAAGAUGGUAUGUUAGGCAGUGUUAAUCUAGGACGAUCAGGACUUAACAUAUUGUGGAUUAUUCAAAGUUGAUAACGAAAAUGUGCUUCCUUCCCCAGUUGCUUAUCAUACAUAAAGGUUAGUAAUUUUCUGUAUUAGUACCUUUAUGGAUUGAAUUAUAAAUACUUUUACAUGUAAGUUUUGAUAUUAUAACUAAAUGAAAUUUA
Agrilus planipennis (emerald ash borer) is the source of this 1865-nucleotide messenger RNA. RefSeq names its product transmembrane protein 209. NCBI's taxonomy places the organism in Eukaryota, Metazoa, Arthropoda, Insecta, Coleoptera, Buprestidae. Gene Ontology annotation, cellular component: membrane. The transcript has 10 exons. The coding region runs from base 121 to 1731 and encodes 536 amino acids. The record is from RefSeq and is a predicted model, not a curated record.